ACCACUGGGAAGGGAGAGAGGGAUGUCUGUGGGACUGGACCACUGGAGCCCUAAAGCUAUGGAGCAGGUAAACCAGGCAGCAGGCGUGCCCACCAGCAGGAAGGAGAGGAGCUAUAGGCAUGGACCGCUGCCAUAGCAGAUAACUCUGCUGUCAUUUCAUCACUUUUUGUCAUUGUAAUUAAUGAUCUUUUCUGGUCACAUCAAACAUUCCACACGACUUCUCCAUCAGUCUGCUGACUUUUACAAUUUCUGUUUCUCAGCUUUUAAAUCUGGGUAAAGAUCUGACCAAUAUUAAGGCUGAAGAUACAUAUGUGAGGGGUGAUGAGCAGAUCAUAGAGGACAUUCCCACCGAUAACCACCCAGAUGACUGUACCAGGAGCUCAGAGAAACAUGUGAUGUCAGAUUUUAAAACAGAUGAUUGUGGUGUCGCAGAAGAUACACAUGAAGAGCAUGCCAUUAUCUCAGCUGUAUCCUCAGCAUUUCACAGCAAAGGUCUAUCAUCACAUCCUUUGGAUGGAUUUCAAUCUUAUGAUUCCUCACAGACUGUUAAGCAAAAUAAAAGCAACAGAAGAAGUGUUCAUCAUCAAAGAAGUCACACAAGGGAGAAUGCUCUUUCAUGCCCAGAAUGUUGGAAAUUUUGUAAAUCUAAAUCAGAUCUUAUUAGACAUCAGAGAACUCACACAGGGGAGAAGCCAUUUUCAUGUUCAGAAUGUGGGAAAUGUUUUAUUGAUAAAUCAACUCUUGUUAUACAUGAGAGAAGUCACACAGGGGGGAAGCCAUUUUCUUGUUUACAAUGUGGGAAAUCUUAUAAAAAGAAAUCAUGUCUUGUUAUACAUGAGAGAAGUCACACAGGGGAGAAGCCAUUUUCUUGUUUAGAAUGUGGGAAAUCUUUCAUAAAUAAAUCAAAUCUAGUUGCACAUCAGAGAAUUCACACAGGGGAGAAGCCGUUUUCUUGUUUAGAAUGUGGGAAAUGUUUUACUGAUAAAUCAACUCUUGUUAAACAUCAGAGGAUUCACACAGGGGAGAAGCCAUUUUCAUGUUCAGAAUGUGGGAAAUGUUUUCAGCAGAAAUCAAAUCUUCUUAACCAUCAGAGAAUUCACACAGGGGCGAAGCCAUUUUCUUGUUCAGAAUGUGGGAAAUCUUACACACAGAAAUCAUAUCUUGUUAUACAUGAGAGAAAUCACACAGGGGAGAAGCCAUAUUCUUGUUUAGAAUGUGGGAAAUCUUUCAUAAAUAAAUCAAAUCUAGUUUCACAUCAGAGAAUUCACACAGGGGAGAAGCCAUUUUCUUGUUUAAAAUGUGAGAAAUGUUUUGCUGAUAAAUCAACUCUUGUUAUACAUGAGAGAAGUCACACAGGGGAGAAGCCAUUUUCUUGUUUAGAAUGUGGGAAAUCUUUCAUAAAUAAAUCAAAUCUAGUUGCACAUCACAGAAUUCACACAGGGGAGAAGCCAUUUUCUUGUUUAAAAUGUGAGAAAUGUUUUACUGAUAAAUCAAGUCUUGUUAUACAUGAGAGAAGUCACACAGGGGAGAAGCCAUUUUCUUGUUUAGAAUGUGGGAAAUCUUUCAUAAAUAAAUCAAGUCUAAUUGCACAUCAGAGAAUUCACACAGGUGAGAAGCCAUUUUCUUGUUUAGAAUGUGGGAAAGCUUUCAUAAAUAAAUCAACUCUGGUUACACAUCAUAAAAUUCACACAGGGGAGAAGCCAGUUUCUUGUUUAGAAUGUGGGAAAUCGUUCAUAAAUAAAUCAACUCUUGUUAGACAUCAGAGAAUUCACACAGGGGAGAAGCCUUUUUCUUGUUUACAAUGUGAAAAAUGUUUUACUGAUAAAUCUACUCUUGUUAUACAUGAGAGAAAUCACACAGGGGAGAAGCCCUUUUCUUGUUUAGAAUGUGGGAAAUCUUUUAUAAAAAAGUCAACUCUUGUUAGACAUCAGAGAAUACACACAGGGGAGAAGCAAUUUUCCUGUUUACAAUGUGGGAAAUCUUAUACAAAGAAAUCAUAUCUUGUUAUACAUGAGAGAAAUCACACAGGGGAGAAGCCAUUUUCUUUCUUUCAUACAGAAAUCAAAUCUUUUUAAACAUCAGAGAAUUCACACUGGAAAGAAGUGAUUCUAUUGUUCAGAAUGUGAUAACUAGAGAUGAGCGAUCUUUUGAAAAAUUCAAAUCUGCAGCUUGGUCAAAGUUCAAAAAGAAAUUUGAUUAGUUCUGAAAUUUGUCAUGAAUUACUAUGUUAAAACCCCAUUUAGCCUAUCAUUCAAUGAGACCAUUUUUAAUGGCCCCUUAGACCUGUCUAUCGGCCAUUAAAAACGGUAAUACGCUUAUAUGCACAUAUGGUCUUUUGGGUAAAAAAAUUUAU
Molecule: messenger RNA, 2353 nt
Organism: Bufo gargarizans (Asiatic toad)
Lineage: Eukaryota; Metazoa; Chordata; Amphibia; Anura; Bufonidae
Product: gastrula zinc finger protein XlCGF26.1-like
Exons: 2
Coding region: 396-2075 (559 amino acids)
Biological process (GO): regulation of transcription by RNA polymerase II
Cellular component (GO): nucleus
Molecular function (GO): DNA-binding transcription factor activity, RNA polymerase II-specific; RNA polymerase II cis-regulatory region sequence-specific DNA binding
Source: RefSeq, a predicted model, not a curated record